AUGUCCCCAGGAAGACUACAAGGUCUUCAGAUCCCGGAGUCCACCGUGGCUAUUACCACGAAAAUCAUCGACCUGACGACCAUCUCCGGCUCCUCGGCCAACAACCUGUACCACCCGCCGAUUCCUGGCGUCGAGCGCGUCAGACCCGUGCCCUCGCUGUCGUUCCUCCUCGAACACCCUUCUGGUCAAAGGCUGUUGUUCGAUCUCGGCGUCCCGAAAGAUCUCACCGUGCUCGGACCAGAGGUUGCCGAUCGGCUGAAGAAGGUUGGUCAUCGUAUCGAAGUGGAGAAAGACGUGGCGGAAGUGCUCGAGGAGAACAACAUUAGGCGAGACGAGGUUAACGCGGUGAUUUGGAGUCACACUCAUUGGGAUCACAAGGGCGAUGUGGCUCUGUUUCCCCCAACGACCACACUAGUCCUCGGCCCUGGCGCACAGGAAACCUUUUUGGGCCCUGGCGGAGGCAACUCGGGAGUCGGGGGCAUCAAUGAGAGGGACGUCAAAGGCAGAAAGAUCCACGAGCUCAACUUUCAAGGCCCCGGGUCUUUGGAGAUCGGCAGCUUUCGCGCCUUUGACUAUUUCCUCGACGGCUCGCUCUACCUCCUCGACACGCCGGGACACAGCGUCGGCCACCUGUGUGCUCUGGUUAGAACGACCGCAGACCCCGCCACGUUCCUCUUCUUGGGCGGCGACUGUGCGCACCACUGCGCCGAAUUCAGACCCUCAGCACCGCUUCCCCUGCCGGCCUCGAUCCUGCCCAACCCUCUGCCGUCAAUGGACCGGGCGGUGCCUUUCUGCCCCGGAUCGUGUUUCGAGGACCUGAACGCCUCCCGAGGCCGACCCCCCAAGGGACCGCUGUGGCAACCAAAAUGGGGGGCUGACCUGGAGGAAGCCAUCCGUACCAUCGGCAGGAUGCAGGAGUUCGACGGCGACGACAACGUGCUGGUACUGCUCGCGCACGAUUCCUGCGUGAGGCAUGUAGAAAUGCCUUUCUUCCCCGAGGCGGUGAAUGACUGGAAGGCGCGCGGGCUGGGGAGGGAUCUCAAAUGGGAAUGGAUAGCUGAUAUAGAGAAGGGCCUCCCUGCGAGGAAUGCCAACAAUGCCGGAGACAACUCUGACUUGGCACCCGCGAGGUCUGAGAUGCUCCCUCACCUGCACCCGACCGGUGCCGAUGGAUCUACUCCACAGCGCGAAGACGAGUGUGAGGUCCUGAAUCGCGCUUCCAAAGGGAGCGCAUUUCUUGCGCCUUCACAGGGCAGCCCGUGGCCAAUAAACCGUGCAGCCCUGUCAUAUACAGGCGACGACGGCGAAACAGCUGGAUCGUUGGGGGAGCUGCUCAAGCCUGUGGAUUCGGCGCAGACGUUCAUCUUCGAAACGUACUUGGUUCCAGGCUAUGCUGCGAAGAAGACGCCGCCGGAGGAACUUGAGUUCCUGCGAGUCAAAGGCGCCUUCUCUAUCCCCCCUAAAGAUGUCUGUGACAAAGCAGUGAUCGCUUUCUUUCGCAAUGCGCACCCUCUCCUUCCUGUUCUCGACGCAAAGUCCUUUUUGGACCAGUACUCCCGGCGUGGCUGCGAAGGCGUCAGUCUCAUCCUGUUAUGGAGCAUUCUCCACGUCGCCGCCAGUUUCCUGCCCAUGGAAACGGUAAGAAAGUCCGGGUUUCAGACGAAAAAGGCCAUGAAGCUCGCAAUGUACCAGCAUGUCAAGCUGCUUUACGACAACAACCAGGAGACCGACCACUUCGCAUUGGUGCAGGCCGUUAUCAUUCUGGGAUACUGGCACCCAGACAGCCAGGACCGGUUUGAGGCCUGGCACUGGACGGGAAUCGCGAUCUCAAUGGCUCAGAGCAUGGGAUUACAUCGCUCCGCCUUCGGUGAGAGGCCGCGAGGUCCCCUACCGGCCGACAAGAUACGUUUGGCCCGGCGAAUCUGGUGGUCUUGCGUGGUCCGAGACCGAUGGCUUGCCUUCAUCAAAGGGCGGCCGAUGAGGAUUGAUUUGGAGGACUGCGACACGCCCUUGCCAAGUCCCUCCGACGUCGCUGAAGACCUGGAUGCGGUUCCUCGCCUUGUAAAGGAGAAGUGCAUCGUUUAUUCGUCGAACGUCGUUGGCGAGCUAUGGAGCAGCUUCGCGAGGUUAAGCAUCUUGUUGGGCAGAAUUUUGAGGCUACAUUCGAAGAAUCUGGGACGAGUUGACGCCGCAGAACUCGAGAAAUACGAGGCUGAACUGCAAGAAUAUGCAGCCCUGGCCACGAUUGGGCAGUCAUCGAAUCCAGCCAUCACAAUCAUGCUGUUCCGCCCGUUUGUCCUGUCUCGCCCCAAGGAUCCCGUGGAUGCGGUGCAGUCGUCGCACAGGACCAAAGCAGCCCAGAAAACGCGAGCUGCUGCAAACAACAUGAACGCCAUUCUGGAGCAAAUCAUGAACUUGGACCUGGUCGAUGCUAUAAGUCCCGCAAUCAUCAGCCCCUUGGUCCUGGCCAUGCAGAUCCAUCUGCUGGACUGUACGUCCAGUACUCGUUCGAUCUCGCGCCUUGGGCACCACAGGUUGCAGCUGUGUAUGAUCUUCCAGGCGGAGCUGAAAGACACCUACUGGGGUGCCGACGGAGCCUUCCAGAUGUUCGAACGCGCGCAAGAGAAGCUGCUGAAGACGGCCGAUCGAGCGGGCAAACAGAAUCCCUCCACCGCCUUGCCGAAUCCCGAGUCGGCGCAACCGCCUACGACUUUGACACCGACGUCCAACGACCUCAGUCAGAGCGAGAUGAUGCCCUCGGUCGAUGACAUCCUGGCUUUCGACUUCGCCUUUACCGGGUCGCAAGACUGUUUCAUGAAUGGCAUUGACUAUCAAAACGACGGGUCUGACCUGCUGAAUUCUUUUUUGGGCCUGGAAGAAUUCAACGAAUUUGUCGAGACCAGUCAGGCGGCGUCUACUGCGUGA
Messenger RNA from Cladophialophora immunda, 2925 nucleotides. RefSeq lists its product as uncharacterized. Lineage: Eukaryota; Fungi; Ascomycota; Eurotiomycetes; Chaetothyriales; Herpotrichiellaceae. The transcript is spliced from 10 exons. Gene Ontology annotation, biological process: DNA-templated transcription. Gene Ontology annotation, molecular function: DNA binding; zinc ion binding. The record is from RefSeq and is a predicted model, not a curated record. The coding region runs from base 1 to 2925 and encodes 974 amino acids.